Molecule: messenger RNA, 684 nt
Organism: Adineta ricciae
Lineage: Eukaryota; Metazoa; Rotifera; Eurotatoria; Adinetida; Adinetidae
Source: the annotation of a GenBank genome assembly
AUGGUGCGUAUUCUAUUCUCUUCCUGUUCAAUAUCUCCGUAUUCUUUCUAUUUAUUAGGUUUCAGUCAAAACCAAAUCAGGCUCGACGAUCGCUUGUUUUCCGAAAAAACCAGUGGAAUACUCGCUUAUCCACAGUGUCUGCGAGGAACUAAUCGUGCUUUGUCUGACCCAACGAUUGAUAAAGUGGUCAAGUCUUCUCGUGAAGAUGGUAUCAGUCGAACCUCAUCCAAUUCGAAAGACACGAUCAAAAUCAAUAGCCAAUCAGCAGCAGUUCGCUUUUUAGAAAUGACUGCCUCGGACGCGUAUCGAACAUUCAAUGAACAACAUCCUGGACUUGUUGCGCGAUCAACUUUCAAUGCCCUUCGACCACGAGAAGUAAAAACGGCGACACGACAUGAUACGGGUAUCUGUAUAAUUCAUGAGAACAUUGACUUGUUCUUCAAGGCUUGGAACAACGACUAUCAAAAAUGUGCUAGUAUAGGUGCUUUAUCAGCAACCAAUAAGAUUAAUAUGAAAGAUCUAAUUAAUCAAAUGGUGUGCCCAGGCUCUAAUGAAAAGUGCUUCAGUGGUAAAUGCAAUAAUUGUUCAUCGAAGAACGAUUCGUUUGUGACGGUGCAGAUAGAUUUCUCAAUGAAUUACACAUUGAUACGUCAGCGUGAAGUUCAACAAGGAUUCUUUAGUUAG